Messenger RNA from Aureobasidium subglaciale EXF-2481, 1315 nucleotides. RefSeq lists its product as uncharacterized. The record is from RefSeq and is a predicted model, not a curated record. The transcript has 4 exons. Gene Ontology annotation, biological process: regulation of exit from mitosis. NCBI's taxonomy places the organism in Eukaryota, Fungi, Ascomycota, Dothideomycetes, Dothideales, Saccotheciaceae. The coding region runs from base 117 to 1037 and encodes 306 amino acids. Gene Ontology annotation, cellular component: spindle pole body. Gene Ontology annotation, molecular function: GTPase activity; GTP binding.
CAAUCUUCGAUAACCCGCUGCUGUCACAAGCCAUCCCUGUGAUCUCUACCCGACCUCGACAGAAGUUGCGCCCAAAUCUCAGGCCGCCCGCCUAGCAACCUCGCAGCAAUUAAACAAUGGAUUACGCAGACCCUGUUCCGCAGCCGUCUUCGUCGCAAGAUGCCUCGUUGGAGGACGCGAGCAUGCACACCGUUACUGCCUCAUCUGUAAACGCUCUCCCCCAUAUCCACAACCACAACAUCUCCGACUCCGCCGACUCUGCCCGCCGUCCACAAACUUCCUAUUCCGACACUGGUUUCGCUUCGAACUAUCAAUCUCAAGACAACAACAAUCCCGACGCCCAACAGCAAGAAGACCAGAUGCCGCAAUACCCCUCCAGACCGAGCUCUCGUCUGAACCGUCAAAACAGCGACUACAGCGACCAAAAUGCCCAACGACAACAGGCCCAGAAGAAUGCUAGCGUUGUCAUCAAGGUCGGAAUGGUUGGAGAUGCUCAGAUUGGCAAGACUUCCUUGAUGGUCAAGUACGUCGAGGGAAGCUGGGACGAGGACUACAUUCAGACUCUAGGUGUCAAUUUCAUGGAAAAGACGAUUAGCAUCCGCAACACAGAAAUCACAUUUUCCAUCUGGGACUUGGGUGGUCAGCGCGAAUUUGUCAACAUGCUCCCUCUUGUCUGCAACGACGCAGUCGCGAUUCUCUUCAUGUUCGACUUGACCCGCAAAAGCACACUCAACUCAAUCAAAGAGUGGUACCGCCAAGGCAGAGGGUUCAACAAAACUGCCAUUCCGUUCCUGGUUGGCACGAAAUACGACCAUUUUGUCAACUUCCCGCGCGAGGAGCAAGAAGAGAUCAGCAUGCAGGCUAAGCGCUUCGCCAAAGCAAUGAAGGCAAGUUUGAUCUUCAGCAGCACAAGUCACAGCAUCAACGUUCAAAAGAUCUUCAAGAUUGUGCUAUCAAAAGCCUUUGACUUGCGUUGCACGAUUCCUGAGAUUGAACAUGUAGGAGAGCCUCUGCUUCUCUAUCAACACGUGGGCUAGAUCCUCCGAUCAACUCGACCAAUUCGCAUAAACCAAUCCAAACACCGUGUACCCCGCAAACAAAACACACCACAUGUCUCACAGACGAGAACAUCACAUCGACCUUUCUCUUCUUCUCGCGUUUCCUAAUCACUUUUUCGGCUGGGCUUUGAGAGAGAGGAAUUACACACAGAAUAUUUGCAUAGGAUCGGAGAAACAGGGGGUGACUUUCUGGGCCAAUGGGGCGGAUUUGAAGAGUGUUCUUCGUCUGUUUUUUUGUUUAUUCUAUUGCAUGCUCG